AUGGCGGCGGCGUGGCCGGAGCUGGAGGCGGCGGCGCGGGAGCGGCGGAGGGAGCUGGCGCUGCAGGGCGCGGCGGUGGCCGAGCGGGUGGCGGCGGGCGGCGGGCGGCUGCCGGCCGAGCUGCUGGCGCUGCCGCUGCUGCAGUCGCUGGAGCUGAGCGGCUGCGCGGCGCUGAAGGAGCUCGGCCCGGGGCUGGCGGCCGCGCUGCCCGCCCUGCACACGCUGGUGCUGAGCGGCAACGCGUUGGGCCCCGCCGGGCUGGGCGCGGGGCUGGGCGGGCCGCUGCCGGCCCUCCGCCUGCUCGACCUGUCCGGGAACGGGCUGGAGGCGCUGCCCGCCGCGCUGGGCGGCGCGGGGCCGUCGGAGGAGGGGGGCGAAGCCGCGGCCUUCCCGCAGCUGCGCAGCCUCAACCUGAGCGGGAACCGCCUGCGGGAGCUCGGCCCGGGGCUGGCGAGCGCCGCGCCGCAGCUGCGGGAGCUGCUGCUGUCCGGGAAUCGGCUCCGCGCGCUGCCCGGGGCGCUGCUGCCGCCCGCCGACGCCGCGCCGGCGCCGUUCCCGCUGCUCAGCCGGCUGGAGGCGGCCGACAACGAAGUGGAGGAGCUGAGCCCGGACAUCGCCGCGCUGCCCGCGCUGAAGAGUCUGGACGUGGCCAACAACCGGCUGAGCGCGCUGCCCGCCGCCUUGGCCGAUUGUCCCCGCCUGAAGGACGCCAACCUGCGCGGAAACCCGCUGCGGGACCGCCGCCUCGAGAAGAUGGUGAACGGCUGCCAGACCCGGGCCGUGCUGGAGUACCUGCGGUCCAAGGGCCGCGCCGAGGGCGGCCGCGAGGAGACCCGCAGGAGAAAACGGGAGAAACAGCAGAAAAAGGACGGCGGGGACGGCGAGCGCGACGAGGCGGAGGCGGUCGGGAAGCUGCUGCUGAAGGUCCUGCACGUGGGCGACAACCCGGCGCCGAUGGUGGUCAGGGCGAGUCCGGGCGUCAGGGACGUGCGGCCCUACAUCGUGUGCUGUGUGCUCAGAGGGGUGCGGCUGCGGCCGGCGAACGCCGUGCGGAGGUUCCUGAGCGCCCAGACCAAACUGCAUGAAGAUAUAUGUGAAAAGAGGACAGCGGCCACGAUUGCCACCCACGACCUGCAGCUGGUCAAAGGGCCCCUGACGUACGGCGUGCAGCCUCCUGCUGAGCUGAAGAUAACUCCUCUGGGCCGAAAGGAGAUCAACGCCAAGGAUCUCCUCCGUCAGCUGCAGGUGGAAGCAGAGGAGCAGAGGAAGCAGAAGAAGCGGCAGAAUGUUUCUGGGUUGCACAAGUAUCUGCAGUUAUUGGAUGGCAAAGAUAACUACCCGUGUCUCGUGGAUGCUGAAGGCGUUGUGAUUUCUUUCCCACCAAUAACCAAUAGUGAGAAAACAAAGAUCAGAAAAACCACCCGUGAUCUGUUCCUGGAAGUGACCAGCGAUACGAGUUUGCAGAUAUGCAAAGAUGUCAUGGAUGCUCUCAUUUUGAAAAUAGCAGAACUGAACAGAUUCACCAUGGAAAAUAAGGAGGAAGGCUCGGGCUCUGAUGAUGAAUCAGAUGCUCUUUGUGGACCAGUGAAUGUGAACCCCACCCAGAACACGCAGCAGCCGCUGGUGGUGGAGCAGGUUCGAGUGGUGGACAUGGAUGGAAACUUGAAAGUACUUUAUCCUUCAAAAACUGACCUGGCCACAGUGUCCUCCCUGCUGACAGUGAUACGCUGACUGCUAUCAAAGAUAAGAAAAUUACUCUGUUCUAUUUUUCUUUUUUCCAUAUUCAAGAAUGCAACCUGUACGCAGUGAGGGUGUUUUAAAGAAGAGAUGCAGUGCACCCUGCCUGGCUAUGUAGAGCAUCUAAAGUUUGAUCAAGUCCUGGCAAGGAGGAUUGCAUUCUCUCUCAGCCUUAGAGAAAGUCAGCAGCAUUCUGACUAGCUGGAGGCAACAGCAUCUGCCAGUGCAAACCUAAAAGCAGGGAAGGUAUUCAAAGUCAGAAUCCACCAGCUUGGAAGAGAAUCAUGAUGAUAUUUUAGUUGAUAAAACAAAUGCAGUUGUAUUUCUCUGCAAGGUUACUCCUCCUUCCUGGUGCUUCAGCUGGAUUAUCAUCUUCAUAGCUGAACUGGGAAAUCCAGUAGGUGACAGCACUGAUGCUGUUAUGUGCUGUGUGCCAGU
This is a messenger RNA of Phasianus colchicus (ring-necked pheasant), 2175 nucleotides long. RefSeq names its product leucine rich repeat containing 47 (gene LRRC47). Gene Ontology annotation, molecular function: phenylalanine-tRNA ligase activity; RNA binding; protein binding. NCBI's taxonomy places the organism in Eukaryota, Metazoa, Chordata, Aves, Galliformes, Phasianidae. The record is from RefSeq and is a predicted model, not a curated record. Gene Ontology annotation, biological process: phenylalanyl-tRNA aminoacylation.